AGGUGUAUAGGCUGAAGCAGCCAUAUUUACCACUUGGAUGUUUUAAACAUAAUAUUAGGAUUUAACAAGGAGGAUGAAGACAAGACACCAUGAUUAUGGAGCCUGGGUAGUGGACAAGGAAGGACGCCGUAAGGUCAGACAGAGUACUGGGUCAAUUCCAUCCAGGAUUAACCAAUCAGAAAGCUCCGCAGAAUCUGGCUAUGGAGAGUUCAGCUCCGAUAGUCAAGAGGAUGAAUUUCUUGCACCCCUACCCGUAGCGACACCCUCAAAUUCUAGGCAGGCACGGAGAAGAUUACAACUCCAGGGAGCUGCAACUGCACCUGCUAAGCAACAGCGUCGCAGACGCACCAUAGCAACCACAUCAAAUACAACAAGCAGUCAAAAUACAUCGAUUACAUCACAAUCAGAUAACACAAUUAGAGAAUCACAACAAAGGUUUAACCAAUUAACUCAAGGGGAAGAAAUUCAAGUUGAAAAUGUUCAAACCCAGGAAACUUUAACCCAGACUCCAACUAAGGAUGGGAACAUAUUGGGCCGGGUGCUGGAAAGUGUAGGGAUCAGAUCUGCCACUAGAAAGCUAUAUACACCCAGUGCUAAUAUACAAGAGCUACUGGCUGAUAGUGAUUUUGACAGCCGUCCCAAGACAGACUACACUUAUUCUUCAAGCGUAAGUUACAGACGUCUUACUCCACCAAGUAGUGACUAUCUCAGUCCGAACAUGUCACGGCGAGGACUACGUUCCAGCAGAGGGGAAACCAUCUCAUCUUCUUCUAUCAUAUCAAUUUCCAGAACAGAUUCAGACAUCGCUGCUAGCUUAUCGAGAGAUGUCACUUCUAGUACAACCAGAUCAAGCUCACGACACACUAGGUCUCGCUCCCGUGGCCGCACCACUGAAAGUGAUAGUCUCUCACGUACAGAGAAAAACAACACACCAACUACACGUCGUACAUCCUCACGUAAUCUAUCAUACAUUGACAGUGUAGAUUAUGAUCAAAGAUCUGCCUAUUCAUCCCAGUCUAGAACCUCCAAGGCUGUUACAUCAGACACGUCGUUAAGUAAUCUCUAUGGGCUGGAUAACACUGAUGGUGAAUUCUCAGAUACUGAAUCUUCAACCUACCGUGGUAGUUCAUCGAGUAGAUCUACCAGUCAAAGUUCAAGAUCAAAUUAUGGAGUGUCAUGGUGGCGAAGAGUGUGGCUGUUCAUGGUUACCAUAGUAACUACUGUGACAAUGACCACAGGUAACAUUGUCUCUGGUGCUAUAUUAGGAGUGGCUCAUGGUGCUAAAUACAUAACAGGAACCUUGGGGUCAUCUACAUCAACUAUAGCUUCUGCUUCACAGUCCGGCACUAGCACAAUAUUCCACACCAUCACCCAUCUCCUAAGAUCUCUUAUCCAGCGUUUCACCACCAUCUUCUAUCUCAUUGCCUUAUAUGGAGAUGCAUUUAUCAUCAAGGUUCAUCAUAGCAUUGCAGGAAUUUUCCAAAAUAUUUGUUCCGUGUAUGAAACAGGUAGAAAUUGGUUUAUGUUUCAAUGUUAUGUUUUGUUUAGUAUGUUUGUUACCAUGGUGACAGGUGUGUGUCAGUUUGUGUUCAAUUGUCUGAAUGCUGUCACUAAUGGGGGGUUUUCUGCAAUUAUGGCAAUAUUUUCAACUUUGUACGAUUCAGUCAUUUCCCUUUUUACAUUCAUAACCUCAGCGGUUGUCUCAGGAGCUUCAUCAAUCUCAGGUUUUAUUGUUUCUUUUUUCACUGGAUUAUUCAGUGCAUGUUCAAGUUUUGUCGCAAUGGUGUUCAUUUCUCUUGCUAACUUUGUAUACAAUGUGGUAGGGGGUACAUUCAGUGGAUUCAGAAGUGGAGUAAGUCUCAUUGGAAAUGGGAUUGAAUGGUUCGUCACAAAUGGGUUGAUUUCUAUUGGUAAUGUACUAUCUUAUGUUGGGAUAGGAAUUGUGUCAUUAGUAUCAAGUGUUGUAUCUGCAAUAGCCACUGUUUUGCAUACAGUCACAUUUGGUGGUGUGAGUGGGGUCAAGAAUGGCAUUUUAACAAUUGGAAAUGGAUUCUCAAAUAUUGCGACAAAGAUGUUCACGUCAGGUUCAACGUUUGUUUCAAAGGUGUGUACAGCAUGGGGAGAGUGUUGUUCUUAUGUUGUAUAUGGUGCAAUAGAUUUUAUUUCAUGGGUGUUCAGAUCAGUUGGCUACGGAUUGACAUACUUGGUUUAUGGUGCAGCUGGUCUUGUUUCAUCUGUGUUCAGGUCAGUUGGAAAUGGAUUGUCAUAUUUGGUACUUGGUGGAGCAGCAGGGAUGAAAAGUGGUGUUGAAGCCACAGGAACUGGAUUAAGAUCUGGUGUAGGAUCUAUUGCUGGAGCUAUAGGAACCACAUCAUCUAGUCUUGUGAGCACAACAUACAACAUCCUAAAAACCAUACUGGAGUACAUAUUCACUGGAAUCUUCUUGAUCCUGUAUUCAAUCUUUGCAUUGAUUCGUAAGAUGUUCCAAUAUGUCGUUUACAUCUUCACACAAGGAUGUCAUUCUGUUGGGCUGUUUGCUGAUUACACUGUGGAGACCUCAAAAUCAGCAGUUUCCACGGUAACCAGUGUCACAUCGGAAGGUGCUAAACUGGUUGCAGAGUCAGCAACACAUGCUGCGGGAAGUGUAACAUCUGGGGCACAAAACAUGGCUACACUUGCUGCAGAUACGGUACAUUCUGGUACAGAGUCAGUUAUCCAAUCAGCUGCAAGUGCGGGAGGUGCAAUCACCACCGGUGCUGCAGCCGUUACUGGAACUGCAUCAUCUGCAGCCAAGUCUGUACGAAAAAGGACAAAGACUGCAGCCGGUGCUGUAAAAUCUGGAGCUAAAAGUGCUAUUGGUGUGGCAGAGUCUGGGGCAAUAGGUGCUCUGGGGGUUGUUUCUACUUCCUCAUCUGGGCUGGCAGGUGGUAUACAGAGUAUUGUUAGAAGGAUUGGGACUUGGUUCUAUAAAGUCAUCACCACAGUUACAACAUGGGAUGUCUGGCUACUAUACAGGUCUAGAGAAAGGCGAAGAGGGUGUUGUCUAUGCCUACUACCACUAUUGCUACUGAUUCCUCUACUUGGGGGUGCCUACUAUUCUACUAACAGUGAGGAGUCAUGGCUAGCUGGAGGCAUACUGGACUCAAUCAGCACUUCAGAGCAAACUGACAAAUCUCAAGAUUCUAUUACUAUUACCCCUCCUGUGAUACCAGUAGGUGCACAAGGGGUGGAUGCCAAAUUGUUAGAUGCCAAACUUUCCCAGAUCACAGUCAACCUGAAUCAGAGGAUAGAACAGAUCAUAGCAGCAAGAAGCAGCGAACAGCCCAAGGGUCUCUCAGCUAUAGAAAUAGAGGCUUUAGUGAAAGAGAUUGUUAGAACUGAAUGGAGUGUGUUAGCUGGCGGGUUAGCUGCUGGGAUGGCUAGUGAGGAAAAGAAAGCUGCUGAGACACAGGGAGCAGCAUUUGCAGGUCAAGAUGCCAAAAUUGCUGCUUUGCAGAGUGAACUUCAAGGAGUCAUUGGAAAAGCUGAAGGGUUGUCUGCAGAACUAGCUGCUGCCGUGGCCGCCAUGAAAAUACAAGGGGAGGAAGACAGAACAACCAACUCUGGCAAUAUUCUAAAAUUGGAGGCCUCACUGGCAGGUUUGAAGGCAGAUAUAGCUAGGCUACAGGCAGAACAAGCCACUCAGGGGGCCCUGUUAGCUGCGGUGAAAGACUGUUGUAAGAAUGAAACUUUCCUGGGGGCUACAGUCAAGGAUCACAUUGCUGCAUACUUAGCUGGGAUGAUGGGAGGAGCAGCUGCUGGGUCUGGCACAGGAGGUAGUGGAUCUUCCUCCUCUGCCUUCACAUCCUGGUUGCAUAGCAACUUUGUCUCCAAGGAUGAUGUUGAUAAGAGGCUGGCUGCCCUUGCUGCUAUGGUGACUGAACGAGUGAUAGAGAGACAGAAUGCAGAGAAAGCAGGUGGCGCUGUUUAUGUGUCCACGCAUAAUAAUAAUACUAGUCUAACUCAAAAUGAUGUGAAACUAAUUAUCGCAGAAGCUCUUGCCAUAUAUGGUGCUGAUAGAACAGGAAUGGUGGACUAUGCAUUGGAAUCUGCAGGUGGGAGUAUAUUGAGCACCAGGUGUUCUGAGACAUACCAGAGGCGCACAGCACAGAUCAGUAUGUUUGGCAUCCCCCUGUGGUAUAAUAGCAACUCCCCAAGGACAGUCAUUCAACCUGAUGUACAUCCUGGACAAUGCUGGGCUUUUAAAGGUGAUAAAGGUUAUCUCGUGAUCCAGCUGUCGGGUGUUAUAAAGCCUUCGUCAUUUUCUCUUGAGCAUAUCCCCAAGUCUCUGUCUCCCAAUGGACAUAUUGAUAGUGCCCCACAGAACUUUACAGUCUGGGGUCUGAAGCAUGAGAAAGACAUUGAUGGCUUGUUACUAGGCAACUAUACAUAUGAUGAUAAUGGUCCAUCUUUACAGAACUUCCCAGUUGAGGUGCAAGAUCCAGAUGGUUACCUGUUUGUUGAGUUGAAAAUAGAGAGCAAUUGGGGCAAUGAAGAGUACACAUGUAUCUACAGAUUCAGGGUACAUGGUGAUCUAGAAAGCUGGUAUUGAAUCAUGAUAUCACAAAUGAUGUACAAUAAUAAUGACAUCACAGUAGGAGAAUGACAUCAUAGUUGGAUUUGAAUGAAGGAUUUGAAGGAGAUAUAAAUAAAACAUAAAAAUGUUUAGGUGUUCACCCAACAUGCUCAAGACAAUGAAUGUAUCAAAAACUGGCAUACAGAGUUCUGUUUGUCUAGGAAUGUCUACAAUGAUAUAAUUGCUUUGCGGUACAAGACCCCUGUCCCCUGGAUAUGAAUACAAUAUCAGUCAUCCCAAGAUGGAUAAAUAUUACAAAAAAACUUUAAAAGCUGCUUUCGGCAGGACUUGGCUGAGAUCAAAUAUGUGUGUUCCGGUAAAUAAAAUGCAAUACAAAAUGAAAUUGACAAUAAUAAGUCACUUGAGAGGAUUCCAUUAUAUAAAUUGGUGAUGUAAAAUGCAUAGAUUUAGAAUGUGAUUGUGUUCAAAUUGUUAGUUCACAAUAUUGAUGGUAAGAGAAACUCCACUUGCUUUAUACACAUCAGAAUUCAGAUAUGCUUUUGAUGUAGCUUUAUAUCUACAUAUAGUUAAUACUAAGUAUAUUAAUUUAAAAGAUUAAUCAAAUUGAAUUUACUUUAGAUGUACUUCAUUACUAGAAUAUUAUAUUGUAGGCCUUCACCUGGGAAAAACUGGAGAAAUCCAAGCAAAUGAGAACACUUGCAUACAGUUGUUACCUCUUGUUAUGUAUUGGCUGGGAUGGGAGAUUAUAUUUUCUUUGCAAAUGCAUCUAUUCAAGUCCACUUAUAUGGACAAUCCAACAAAAAAUGUGAAUGUAGCAAUAUUUACAGCUGUUUAGUUUUUAGGAAUGAAAUUUAUUUCUAAAAUGUUAUUUAUUUAUAUUUAGGCUAGAUUAGUUAAAAUGCCAAGGUGCCAUAAGUCUUUAAUGUAUGUCUAUGAGGGAAAUAUCAAAACAUGAGAAGUUUAAUGUUAUAUAAAUAUUGUAAUAUACAUUAAUGUAGAUAGUGUACAGUUUUAUACAGAGAUAUAUCAUCUAUAUUAUGUUGUAUGAGGGCUGUUCCAGAAUGUCUGGGAAAUUAUGGUCAUCAUAAGUGAACAUUGUUGUUGUUUAAUAUUAUCAGCGAAGAAUAUUUAGUCAUGUACAGCUUCAAUGCAUUUAUUUAACAUUCAAUGUCUUAGAAAUGAAAUGCGUAUUUAUUUAGAUUAAUAGCUAUUUGGCCAGUCAGCUAUAAUGUGCAGAACUUGGUUGUGGGCUUCUAUAUUACCCAUUCACUUACUUCUAUAUAUUCUGUUAGAUUUGAGAAAAUUAUGUUAUAUAGGCCUAUACAAUUUAUUUUGUACUACAAUUUGUCAUAACUGCAUAUAUGUAAUAUUGCUUGUGUUAAUGAUGGAAUUGCUAGAUGAACCCAUGCUUCAAAUAUAUUGUUAUAGCAGAAACCUCAAUAGGUCUAUUUUGAUGAUUUGCAUUCACUAUGCACAAUAUCCCACCAGGUUCAUAACAUAGUUGUGAGACACCAUUUUGAAGAUGUAGUUCCUUCUAUGAAAUAAUGGAAAAAGGUAUCAUUUUCAUCCUGGAUUUAACAGCUAGGAAAUACAAUAAAGACGAAUUAAUUUGUAUUUUCAAGAUGCAUCAUCUUUAUUGGUUUAUUAUUAUUAUUAAAUAAAUAAUUUAACGCCAUAAUUAUUUACAGACUAGCUACAUGUGUAUUUAAUUCAGUUUUCUAAUAAUAAAUAU
Molecule: messenger RNA, 6308 nt
Organism: Owenia fusiformis
Lineage: Eukaryota; Metazoa; Annelida; Polychaeta; Sabellida; Oweniidae
Source: the annotation of a GenBank genome assembly